Messenger RNA from Camellia sinensis, 1236 nucleotides. Lineage: Eukaryota; Viridiplantae; Streptophyta; Magnoliopsida; Ericales; Theaceae. The record is from RefSeq and is a predicted model, not a curated record.
UUACUUGACACUUCAAGUUUUUCUUGAUUCACCUAAAUUAAGGACCUAUAGAUUUUUGAACUUAUGCUUAUGUCAUCGUUACUCGACAUAAGUUUUUCUUGAUUCCUUGCUCAUGGGCACAUAAACUUAUGGAUUCUUUUGUUACUUUCCGGGUUGUGACCAUGGAUGUCACUUUUUUCCCUUUAUAAGACGUUUGCUACAGUAAAACGGAGCCAAUAGAUACGUAGUUUUGCUCCUCUAGCAUAAAUGUAAUGCUAGAAAUUCUUGUUUAGUUGUGGCUUUUGUUUAGUUCACCUUUUUUCCCUGACCAACUCUUGUUUAGUUGUGGCUUUUGUUUUGAUCUUUUACAUUGUCCGAGGACUCCUUGUCCCGUCUCCUUUUCUAGCUUUUGCUUAAUAAAAUUCUUCGUCACUUUUCAAAAAAAAAAAAGAAAAAGAAGGAAGAAAAAUGCAAGAAAUUCCGUUUCAUUCUUAUUUACUUCUUCAUCCAUUUUUUUUUGUGAAAGAUGACACAUUUUUCAUACUGAAGGAAAGUUUAGGACAUGAGCCUUCUGAGGAGCAACUUGCAACUUCCCUGAAGAUUUCUUGUGCUGAGUUACAAUUGAAACUCAUAGAGUGCGCUUUGGCAAGAGAAAAGCUAGCAAUGAGUAAUGUCCGUCUGGUCAUGUCUAUUGCACGAAGAUAUGACAACAUGGGUGCUGAAAUGGCUGACCUUAUUCAGAGCUGUGGAUUCCUCAUAUACGUGAAAUUGCCCUUACACCUCAUGUAGGGUGGCCUGAUUGGACUGCUCUGGGGAAUUGAGAAAUUUGAUUCUAGAAGCAAUGAAACGGGUAAUGCUUGGGACUUUGUGGUCUGGUUUGACCAAUUGAUAUUUUUUAUAAUUCCAAAAUCUUAUGCAGAAAUAAUAAUUUUUCUGUCCCUGUAUAUGUGCGGAAUGUAUGGUAUGAAUUGGCUCAAAAUGCAAAGUUUAGUUUGCUUAUUCCUCCAUGGCUUCUGGUUAGUUCAAGUGUUCUUUGCAUAGUUUUUGUAGUACUUGGACUCUAGGUAUUAAACACACUGUUAUGCACAUUCCCAUAGCGUUAGUAUUCUUUUUCAUAUAUGAAUUGUAGAGACUGUUGGUCACUGCUGCAUCAACAAAUUUUUGGGAUGAUGCUCUUCAAUCUUUUUGUUCUUUUAGCAUUCUAAAUUAUACAUUCUGUUAUUAAGCUUAUAUUAACUAUCUUAUGCAUUUGAUAUG